GAUAGAACGAACUCGCAAAGAAGUUACUAGACAGUGUGCAUGGCGUCCAUCUACAGGAGAAAAAGGAGAAUUUAUUAGCAUUAUAACAGCACAAGGAUAUUACUAAUUACGAUACUACUACUUUGUGUCGCUAGAUAAUCUCCGUCGUCCUCGAAAAUUCACUCAUAUAAGUAGAGCUCUCUCUCUCUCUCUCUCUUUUUCUCUCAUACCACAUACACACACGAGCUCUUCACAAAGGGAGCCCCGCGUACAGCUCUGUCUCUUUCGUAGCUUGAGCUGGUCUCACUCUCGAACAGCAAGUGAGACUCCGUUGUGUGUGUAAGUGUAUUUUUCGGACGCAGCAGCAGAAGCAGCAGCUGCGCAUCGUAAACCUACGGAAAGCAGAGAGUUAGACGGCUACGUCCUGAGGACUUAUGAAUUAAGUAGUGCUUCGAAAUAUAUCAGCAACCGUCGAGUCAGCUUCGCCGUCGCCGUCGUGCUCUAAAGCCCUUGCUCUGGGGUUGAGCAACACUUUGACGCGGCGAUCAUCCGAUAGACUCUAGUUCAACCAUUUCGUCAACCAACUACUUACAUCGACGUCCUACUGGAUAUCCUGGAUUUAUCGUCUAAUCUAGUCGAAUUAUCUACCUGCAUCAGUCCGAAGCUGUGCAAAGUGUAUACGUGCAAGUGUGUCAUCCUGGCAUGUCGAGUAAACCCUAAAGAACGGAGAGCAAGAAGACGCAAGACUGUGGAGUCAUCAAAUGGCAAAUCUGAAUUUCGAGCAGCCACCGAGGAGUAUAGCUAAUGCAAGUUUAGCGUCGCGCGCCGGUGGUGGUAGCACAUUGAGCUCGACCCUGGCGGGUCAUGUCACUCCAACGUCCGGCAUGUUUUCCGGCUCAUCCACGGGCAGCGCGGCUGCUGCCAAUUCAGCGGUCAUCGGACCGAAUCUCUAUCACCCGGGUGCGGCUGCGGCGGUCGUCGGUGCUGGUCAACCGACAACCAAUCAUCAGCAGCAACAACAGCAACAACAGCAGCAGCAGCUGUCGCCUAUGAACAGUCGAAAUCUUUUUGGACAGAGAACUUUUACGGGUGAUAGACGAAAUAUGCCGGGUUUAGGGAAUGCUAAUCUAAUGGGUGGAAUGGGCGGCUUUGGAAUACCACAAAAUCGUAGUUAUGGAUCUCAAGGUAUCAAUAAUUUUCAUUCGUCAUUUGGUAGUGGUACAGGUGGAAGUGGUGGAGACACAAGUACACCACCACUUCUGGAUCUCUCUGAGUUUCCUUCUCUAACUAAUAGAGGCCAAGGUGACUCUUCAAUGCCUCAACCUAGCCCAAUGCCUGGAAAACAACCUUAUGUUGGAAUGGUAAAGCAACCAACGUCUGAAUCAAGUGAAUUUACAAUGAGCUCAGAAGAUUUUCCAGCGCUACCAGGAACCCAAAGUAGGGAUGGUCCAUCGCCAGGAGGAAGUAUCAUACCUGGUGACAAAGGAAUGUCUGUAGGCUUAGGUCCAGAGCUCAGUCCUGAUGUGCUACAAGCAAAUAGGUCUGUCAAUUCGGAAAAGUCUCAAAUUGCCAAAAAAGGCAUUCAAACAUCACCUGAUGGUAAAGUAACAAAUAUACCUGGUACAAUGGUGAAAGAUCAAUUUGGAAUGGUGGGAUUGUUGACAUUUAUCAGAGCAGCGGAAACAGAUCCCAAUCUCGUUACAUUAGCAUUAGGACAAGAUCUUACGGCGCUAGGGCUUAAUCUUAAUUCGCCUGAUAAUCUUCAUCAAAAUUUCGGCGGACCCUGGGCAGAAGCGCCUUGUCGACCACAGGAUAUAGACUAUAAUGUUCCACCAGAGUAUCUCAUCAAUGCGACCAUCAGUAGGGACAAAUUGGCGCCUGUAAAGUUAAAUCGAUAUAAGGACGAUCUGUUGUUUUACAUGUUUUAUACCAAUGCAGGUGAUGUACUACAACUAGCAGCUGCAGCAGAACUGUACACACGGGAAUGGCGAUAUCAUACGGAAGAGAAAGUGUGGAUAACGCAAGCCCCGGGAAUGGGUCUUGUCGAGAAAACUUCGACGUACGAGCGCGGUACUUAUUACUAUUUCGACGUGAUCAACUGGAGAAAGGUUCCCAAAGAGUUCCACUUGGAGUAUUCGAAGCUGGAAGGCAGGCCUCAUCUUCCCAAUACUUUUCACCAGAGUCAGCCUUGACCAAGAGCUUCGGUUACACCUCCAGCGCUGUCCUUGGCGCAGUCACACUCGCCCAUCUCUGCUGCUGCUCAUGCGGCUAGAUGAAUCGACGUGCGGGAAACAAGCCCUCGCGGAGAGACGACGGCGAUCUCGUUUUGUACAUUUUAGGGUAACUGCACCAGUCAAUGAACAAAUGACGAAAGAAUAUAAACAAACAAAAGUCAUGAUCUAAUAAAUACGUUUCGAAGUAAAGGUUAAGACUGAACCUCAAUCUCGCUUCGAGUUCAUUUACAAGGUAUUUCUCUGUCUUAAUAAUUUUUUUAAGUACAUGUAAGAUACAACAUGCAAAUAAAGUAAGCAUUUUAAAAACAACAAAAAGCGCUAAGUUCAAAUUUCCAUGCUCUGGUGCCUGUUCUGGUACUGGUACAGUUACCCUACGUCGCGCGUUUGAGAUGCAACAAGGCACAUACACGACAAAAAUCCAUUGAUGAUAUUCCAACACAAGGAGUUGAUAUAUGUACGAAAUAUAAGAAUGGCCUUCAAUGUGCCGUUAUUCUUAUCCUGAUCUGCGUUUUCUAGGGAGACAAACGUACACAACCAUAGCUGAGUUGAUAAAACGAGCCCUGGAAUCAAUUAAGCCAUUGUACAUAAUAACGAAUUUAUCAAUCUCCAAUAAAUCAAUGAAAUUCAUAGGGUUACCACUUGACCGAUUCCCUGUUGUCGAGUGCACUUCAAAUAUUAUUGGUAUAUUGCUAGGCAUUUACAUUGUACAAAAGAGGAUAUUCAAAAAUCGAACGUAAGGAUUUUUUAUUGUGUUGUAUUACUAUUUGUAAGAAAAAACAAAGAAAGAAAUGUUUAGUGAGAAAAUCAUGAGUAUUAGUAGGUCUUUAUUUUUUCUCUCCUCCAUUGCUUUGUGCUUUCAGAUCAUUAGUUUAAGUUAUUAGAGUGUACCUUUCUAUUUCUUCGUCUGAAUACACACGGGGAAGUUUUCGUGGAAUUAUUAUUUCAAGCUUUUGCUUGGCAUCAGUAAACUUAACUUCAAUAAUUUUCAGUAAAUGAUUUUACUAUAUUAUUGUAAAUGAAUACUCAAAUUCACCUGUGAAAUGAAAACACCACAAUAUGUAAAUUUAAUUGAAAUUUUCAUUCGAGUUUUCAAAUAAGUAUUGUAUCAAGAUGCUUAAUUAUUGUAUAAAAAUAUGAAAUAAUCAACUGAUCAAUUCGUAUCGUAUCAAAAUUUUACGCCAACAAUCAAUAAUGUUUGAAAAAGAAAUGAAUUUUACGAGAUGUCGAUAAGCUCUUAUACGCAAAGAUGUGUGUCGCCGUCAUUCGAAAUGCAAAGUGGAGAUGAGGGUGGAUAUCUCUUUUUCUCUUGAUUCUUGAGAUUGUACAAAGCCUUGCUUGGUCAUUCAAGUCCAGAAAUCAUUUAAUCAGCUUAAUUUUUAAUUGCCGCAAUUAUAUUUUCGUUACUUUAGUUGGAGAUACGGAGUACUGUCAAAGUUUCUACAUUAGAAUAACGAGUGGAAUAGAAGAAUAAAGAGUUUUUGAAGUAUGCAUAUAUCUGCUAAGAAAUAAUAGAAAUUCUAUUUUCUAUGUGAUAAUGUUCAGUCAUUAAUGAGUGAGUUUUGUGAUCCCAAAAUUGAAGGGAAACUCGACAGACAUAUGUCUUGCCGCCUGUUUAUAUUUUAAGAACUUAUAAGCAAAGCAAAUUUACAGACGUGCAAUAGACUUUGACAGAAAUCACUGGUUUGAAUUAGAUCUUUUUGGUAAUUUGAGUGUGGCAAGUUGUUACACAAUUUUCAUUGUCAAAUUAUCAAUUAUUAUCAUGUAAAUAAUGUCUACGAAUCGGUGUGAAAUUCCUACUAAGCGAAAAAUUAUAUCAAUUCACACAAUAAUACUUUGAAAAAAUAUUUACCUUAUCUGUACAUUUACUUUGUUUAUGAAUGUAAAAAAUAUGACGUCAAACGUUACAGCUAGUUGUAUACAGUCAAGAUUAUUUUAUUCGUUCUUUAAUUUGUACAGUUUGAUUAAAAAGCAUGAAUGAAGUUUUUUGAAUAAAACAUAUUUGCAAUCAUCAACGACGACAUU
Molecule: messenger RNA, 4235 nt
Organism: Phymastichus coffea
Lineage: Eukaryota; Metazoa; Arthropoda; Insecta; Hymenoptera; Eulophidae
Product: regulator of gene activity
Exons: 7
Coding region: 741-2171 (476 amino acids)
Biological process (GO): nuclear-transcribed mRNA poly(A) tail shortening; regulation of DNA-templated transcription; regulation of stem cell population maintenance
Cellular component (GO): P-body; CCR4-NOT core complex
Source: RefSeq, a predicted model, not a curated record